Molecule: messenger RNA, 4063 nt
Organism: Athalia rosae (coleseed sawfly)
Lineage: Eukaryota; Metazoa; Arthropoda; Insecta; Hymenoptera; Athaliidae
Product: achaete-scute complex protein T3-like
Exons: 2
Coding region: 1663-2493 (276 amino acids)
Biological process (GO): neuron differentiation; positive regulation of transcription by RNA polymerase II; sensory organ development
Cellular component (GO): RNA polymerase II transcription regulator complex
Molecular function (GO): DNA-binding transcription factor activity, RNA polymerase II-specific; protein dimerization activity; RNA polymerase II transcription regulatory region sequence-specific DNA binding
Source: RefSeq, a predicted model, not a curated record
GCUUUUCGAUUCGGAUUCACGUAACCGCAGCGCGUCGCACCGGGCACGUGAGUAUCCCGGGUACGUUAAAAAGUCGUUUGAAAUUCGAACGUUCGACACCCCUCGAAUUCUCACAGUGGUUGUUCGGACUUAGUGACGUAAAACUGGGGUGCGGGAACGCGGAGUGAAAAGGAACAGGGUAUACCUGUUCGUCGCCGUGUAUUCGUAGUCUCUCCUUAGACUCCUCCGACGGACGCCGAGAGCUCGUGUGCGAGGAGAGGUGUACUCGUUCGCCUGCGUACGACGAGUAUAUGUGUAUGUGUGUAAAUAAUCACGCACGCAUAGAGUUCUCUUCGCGUACGGCCGAACGUGUACGAAAAAGACGGAGCGAGACGCGCGCGUACCGGUACCGCGCGGCGUCGCGUCGUAAGGCUCUCCGUCGAAGAGGAGAGAAAAAGAAGAGGACCGGGGAGCACGCGAGCGAUAAAGAGAGUAGGACGACGAAGAGAAGGACGAAGAAGUUUGAGAGCAUCGGAGGGGUUCGCGGCGCGCGCCAGGUCCAGUGGUAGGGAGAGGCUUGCGACGCGCAGCUUCCCCUCGACUCGAUCUAUCUCUCGUCUUACUUCCUCUUCGUCUGCGUCCCUCUCCUUUUAUCCCACGUUUCUCGUCGGCGCCCCCACCCCAAGGGCGGAAUUUUUUUCCUCCUCUUCUCGACUUUUUUCUCUUAUUUUUCCUAGUGGUAACUGUUGAAAUUUUUCUCCCCCGAAAUAAUGGUGGGGGAUCCCGAUACACGCAGUGUCUCUCAGAACCCGCAAUUUCCGAUCUGUUGCGCUCGAAAUCAACCCCCUCGAAUUAACGGCUGGGGAUACGAAUUUCGCGCUGAACUUCUGCGAGUUGCACUCGAAGAGAAAGAAAAAAAAGAAACAAAAAAGACGACUCGACGUUGCUGAGAAGAAGCGAUUCUUUCGAAGAAGAUUGUUCGAUCGUCGCCACUUCUGCACAGGAGGGAAGCUAGCUUUUCUAUCCUAGACGAAAUUGUUCCCGGGGAGCACGAGCUAUCGAUUUUCCGUAGGGAAGCGCGUUUCGGCGAGAUGAGAAUCCCGGUAUUGUAGGGCCCAGGGGCGCGCGGUGGAGUUACGGGAGACAGAGGCAGGAACGGAGGGAAAGAGGGGCCGUAGGGCCCGAUCGGAUCGAGUGCGGGGACCGUAUGGUGGGGAUAGGCGCGUGCCCGCCCGGCUAUAUAAGGCCCCGAACCCUCCACGACCAAGCAUUUCGGGAGCCACUACCACUCAGUACGCAUUGGGGGUGCGUGUUCUCCCACGAGUAAAGUUCGUUCAAAUGAAAGAAUCCUAGUUUUUUUUUUUUUUAUCACUGUUAUUUAAAUAUAUUUUACGUUAAAAUAACGCAACGGCGACCGUGCGUACAUCGAGAAAAGGCGCUGAACUAAAAGAGAAAAACAAAUAUAUCACGGUUUCGGUUUCCUACACACGCUUAUCGUUCGUCGUACCCUAUCGAGUUUUUCAUUGUAUCACUCGGCGAGAGAGGAGAACAGAUAAGGGCGGAAACGGGGUGAAAAUCGGAGGGCUGUCGACGCGACCGCGUUAAACGACUAGAAUAAAAUAAUAGUAAUAAUAAUAGAAUAAAUAAUAACAGUAAAAAAAAAAGUGGGAAUACCGUUGUGACAUGACCUUAGUGGGACUCAGAGAGGAAAACUUGAACGAUCUACCGAUAAUGUUGAGCGUACAGCAGCACCACGGGGGUAUAUUGGCGACGAGCAUGGGAUCGCAGAAUCACCGGGGGAACGUCAUCGUGUCGACGAACAGCGGCGGAAUGACCACCAUAGAGCCGAAAAUUCACGGCUGCAAGAGAGCCAAGCUCUACGCGCAGGCAACACCCUACGGGACCGUUCCUCAUCAGCCGGCAUCGGUGGCGAGAAGAAACGCACGCGAAAGAAAUCGCGUUAAGCAGGUUAACAACGGCUUCGCGACCCUGAGGCAACACAUACCGCAGAGCGUGGCUCAGGCUCUCGGGGGCAAUACCGCGGGUACCGGGGGCUCGUCCCGAGCCGGUAGCAAAAAGUUGUCCAAGGUUGAGACGCUCAGGAUGGCGGUCGAGUACAUCAGAAGCCUCCAACGUCUCCUCGAAGAAAACGACGGAUCGGAGUCGAGCGGAUCGACGACGUCGAGCGCGUCGUCCACCAGCGACUCCGGUCACCAAUCGGCCGGUGAGUUACGACUCACCGGCGACCUUCGCAAUCACAGUUCGGAGAUCCAACAUCACCUUCGCCAGAAUUCCGGAUCGUCGUUCAUCCCGCCACCCUCUUCGGAAGCCUCGAGCUCGCCGACGCCGAGUUUCGUUUCGGAAGCUUCGUCGGGGGGAGGAAGUCAAGGGUACGGUACGGCGACCGGUACACUCUACGCCCAACAUUCCGACAGCUACGAUAAUUACGAGCCCAUGAGUCCCGAGGACGAGGAACUACUGGACGUUAUUUCCUGGUGGCAGCAAAGUCAAUGAAUGCCGAGUCACCACCGGGUAUCGACGCCUGGUCUCCGCUGCUCUCGUCAGAAACGGCCAGUUAAAGAAAAAUCCAGUGCGCUGCGAUUGAGGAAGUGCGUAUAACUUAUACGAAGCGCUGACGGAGUUACAAAAAUCGAGAGUAAGAAAGAUAAAAAUAAAAAGAAAAAAAAGGAAAACUUGAGACGAAAGGGAAAAUAAUGGCGGCUGUUCUACACAUACUGUGAUCUAGUCAUACUCUGUAAAAUAUGAGAAACGAGACGAACGAAAGAGUGAAAAGAGGAACCACUUACGAGACUUGUAAAUAUAUAUUAAAAAUAUAUCAUAGGUUUAUACCUACGUAUUAAAAUUAACGAACGCGUGUAUGUACGGUACGGUAUAUACAUUACGUAUGUGAACGCGUGUAUAUGAUACGCAUUGACAAAAAAAAGAGAAUCCUACUAUUAGAUUUUUAAUAUUUUUUUUUUUUUUCGAAUAUAUAUAUAUAUAGUUUAAAAUGAAAGGAAGAAAAAAAAAGAAAAAUCUACAAAAUUAAUUUUUAAGACUAAUUAGUUGACGAAGCCAGUGUAAAUAUAGGAAAUAUACAUAUAUUAUUAUUUUUAUUAUUUUUCUAAACUAAAGUCGAAUCAGUUUGUUCUUUCUCUGAUGUUCCGUACCCUGAGUUGAACAUAUCUCUGUACUGGAAAUUUACUCGUUGUUCCGAAAUAAGAAAAAAAUCUGAUAAAAAUUAUCGGGGCAGAGAAAGAAGAAUGGAAAAAUGAAGAGAAUCCAAGCAAUACUUGCGUGUCUAAGUCGACGCAGUAAAGCGCAUUCGAAGGUGCCUUAAGAUAUUAUCAUCAUUUUUGUUUUUAUAAAUCGUAUAACUUAUUAUUAAUUUUUAUUAAAAGUAGAUCGCCCGAGUAAUAAUUACGUAACGCAUAUAUAUAAUAUAAUAUAGUGAACUGUAAACUGCCAUCAUCGCCUAACGCGAAACUAUUUUCGAGAAUUUCGGGAUCGCUGAAAAUCGAAAAUCUAUAAAUUUCCAAGUCGAUCGUCAAUGACGACAGAGACACGCGAUCCCGAGGGAAUUGAGUAGCGUGAAGAUAUUUACGUUUUAAUAUUUAUUUUUCUUAUUAACGGGUGUGACCCAAUUUACAUUAUUAUAUGCUCGAUGGCUGUACUACGUUAAAAAGUUGUUCGUUUCCUCGGUUAAAAUAAUCGUCUUUAAAAUCCGGAACACUCCGAAAACUCGUCGUACGGCUUACGGUUUCGUACUUCUUAUUUUUUCUUCUUUUUUUUUUCAUUAUUUCAAUUCAUUUUUCGUAAUUUUUUUUUCUUCCCUUUUUCUUAACGUUCAAUUUAUUCUUGAACGCACACGAACUGGGUCAGUUUACAUUUACAAACGUAUACUAUAAUACGCCGCAAUUGGAAGACGAUGAGAUGAAAAUAUAAUGUAAUCGAUCGGAUGAAAAUCUAGCCCAAACGAGAAAAGAAAAACGAAGAGAAAAAAAAAAAUUAUGCGUUCCGUGCCAGUGCCUUUUUGUAAAUAAUAUCGACAAAUCAGUUGUUAAAUAUAUAAUACAAUGUUACA